Messenger RNA from Ctenopharyngodon idella (grass carp), 2402 nucleotides. Its product is annotated as GRAM domain-containing protein 2A. Gene Ontology annotation, biological process: regulation of store-operated calcium entry. Lineage: Eukaryota; Metazoa; Chordata; Actinopteri; Cypriniformes; Xenocyprididae. Gene Ontology annotation, cellular component: organelle membrane contact site; endoplasmic reticulum membrane; extrinsic component of cytoplasmic side of plasma membrane. The record is from RefSeq and is a predicted model, not a curated record. Gene Ontology annotation, molecular function: phosphatidylinositol-4,5-bisphosphate binding. The coding region runs from base 265 to 1218 and encodes 317 amino acids. The transcript is spliced from 12 exons.
CAAGGGGGCGGAGCCGACUGGAUAAGCCACGCCCCGUUUGCGACUGCACGGCUGAGCAACAAGUCGCAACCGGUCUGCAGAAUUUCCCGUUGCACGGUUAUGAUCGGCGCUCGUGCCCUUGAAGAGCGACAUACUCUCGGGUUUUUAUGAUCAUGUGAUGUUUAUAUUCGAUAAUCAUACGUGAAUGUACACGCGGACCCCGAUGGAGAAACACAUCUGCUGUGUUUGCAGUGAAAUGACGGACUGGAGUUCUGUUUGAAGAGAAUGAUGACGGGGCUCAUUGAUCAGGGUGAUGACAUGGGCCUGGUGACGCCGAUAGAGCUGACGGACCCUCAGAAGGACGACGACUCCCAGUGCCCCGCCCACUUCAGGCAGAGUCUCAUGCUCCAGCUGAUUGACGAUCUUUCUUAUGAAGAUGUAAAGAAAUGCUACAGGGGUUCAACCGUCAGCAAAUACAACUCGCAGUACCACAAACUCUUCUCCGCCGUCCCGAAGGAGGAGAUCCUCAUGAAAGUUUAUUCCUGCGCUCUUCUGCGGGACAUUCUGCUGCAAGGACGACUUUAUAUUUCCCGAAACUGGCUGUGUUUCUACGCAAACCUCUUCGGCAAAGACAUUAAGGUUGCCAUCCCGGUGGUGUCUGUGCGGCUGGUGAAGAAACACAAAACCGCCGGACUGGUUCCAAACGGACUCGCCAUCACCACCGACACCAGCCAGAAGUAUGUGUUUGUGUCUCUUCUGUCGCGGGACAGUGUGUAUGACGUGCUGAGAAGAAUCUGCACACACCUACAGGUGAAUGGUAAGAAGAGUUUAAGUCUGAAGCAGUACCUGGAGGAACCCGGUUCUCUGUCGACGGACGAGUUUCCAGUGAGCACAGACUUCACGCCGGUGUUGACAUGGCGCAGGAAACCGUCUGCACCGUCCGUAUCUUCAUCACUGCCGGACCUGCUGGGAAACUCGACGAGCAGCUUGAGUGCAGGAGACGCGCCGUACAUCGCAGAGACACCGCUGGAGGAGCGCCGUCUGGAGGCGGAGAAGAUCCUGCUGGCAGAACCCGUGGCAGAACUGGGUCACAUGGAGUAUCAUCUGCUGAAGUUCUUCAUCCUGCUCAUUAUUUUGCUGAUCAUUUCCUCGUGUUAUCUGGCGUUCCGGGUCUGUAGUCUGGAACAACAACUGUCUUUCCUCAACACACAACCGGCAAUGUCCAUGAGAGAGAGGUAACCCAGGUUUAACCCCGUGCCAACACCAAGAACGGCUUUGCCAUCAGGAGAGCGGCGUCUCUCACGAUUAAACCAGCUCAAUUACAGGUACAGCACUAGUCACCGAGUAGUUAGCUAAUGGACCAGCAGAGGGCGCCGGUGAGCCGCGAGAGCUGGACUGCUGACCUGUGAAGAUUCCCCACACCAGGAAUAUUAGCCAUAGUUGCCUGGCUUCACUAACACCUCCGCAUUCAGGACGAUAUCAGCCGCGGUUGAUCAGGGUCACAUUGGUGACACUUUCAUGUUACGGAGAACGUUUUCACAUUUUUAACUCUUUCUGUGUCGAUUUUGUUGUUUUUAUGGAGCAAACAUUUCUGUUAACCUGCCCAAAAUGUGCAUGUUUACCAGUGUUUAGUGCACUGCCAGAAUCACCUUAAUGAGUGCUUUUGUCUUGUUCACUGGUAAAAGUAUGUCAAGAUCCUAAACGCAAAGGUCAUGUGGUCGAUUCCCAGGGAAAAUUAAGUUGUUUUGGUUUUUGUACAAUGCAUAAAUGCAUUUUUAUACCUAAAACUAAAACAAAUUUGCCCGGGGGUCAAAAAAAAUGUACUUAAUUCAAGAGAAAUUCUCUGAAAACGUGUCUUAAUAUCUUAUGCUGUUUUGUUCGCAGGUCAAUUGAUGUUGUUUUGAGGAUAUUUUUACUGAAAAACGAGACAAAAUGCUGAUUAAGAAAUGAUUCUUGCAGUGAACAGAUGAGAUGUUCUGGGUUUUCUUGUGGAGAAAAGUAAGAAUUGAUAUUAUUCACACACAUUUCACCCACAGCGGAUCAUUUCAAGGUGAAAGGUCAAAGUCAAGUGAAUCUGAGAGCGUUUAGUUGUGAAGGACUGGAGUUACAGAAAGUCUGUUGUGUAAUCAUCGUUAAAUCUCCUGUUGACUGUAUGUGUGAUUGUAUUAAAGUGCAUUAUGGGGCGUCUGUAGGUCGUUACGUACUUGAAAUAUACGCUUGCAUUUCUGGCAUGCUAGAUGAUGUAGGAUAUGGAUAUUUAAUAGUUUUGCUGUAAAUGAGAGAUUGGGUAUGUAGUUGUGAUGUUUUGUACAUGCUCAUGAUUUCUGCCACACUGUAGAUGUUUUAUAACUUUCUUUCUGACACAAGCAGAUAAGAGGUAGAAAGUUCAAACUAAUAAAAACUUUCACCAGAAAGUCGCUUCA